Rhodofomes roseus is the source of this 1569-nucleotide messenger RNA. RefSeq lists its product as uncharacterized. Lineage: Eukaryota; Fungi; Basidiomycota; Agaricomycetes; Polyporales; Fomitopsidaceae. The record is from RefSeq and is a predicted model, not a curated record. The transcript is spliced from 3 exons. The coding region runs from base 148 to 1509 and encodes 453 amino acids.
CGAGGUGGGCAGGAAUAUUUGUAGGGCAGCACUCGAUGGGGGGACUGCGUCGUUUGCCCUCAGACACGAAGACUCAAGACGUCUGUCUUUUUUGUUAGAGGCAUAGGCUAGCGCGGAAUAUCACAGCGUGCACUGUGAACCACCGCUAUGCUGCCUGGUUCGUUGUCGGUGUCUGGCGACACCGAUGAUUCUAUCCCCCCACUGCCUACCGAUCUACACUGCGACGUGAUCGAUCUCAUCGCAGACCUGCAGGACUUCGAGGUCCGGCAUUUCCCCAUGGUCGAGGACGACUUCCUGGAUCCCCAAAAGCGCAGGAAGUACCAAUGGCGCACAGCCCUCAUAUCUUGCGCCUUCGUGUGCAAAGGCUGGUAUCACCGCAGCCGGCACCGCCUCGACAAGCACGUCUGGCUGUGGUCCCGCCGGCAGGUCAAAAUCCUCGCUAGGCGGCUUCGUCAGGGGAAUAAUCCUCGGGACGUCGUCAGGCACGUUACCAUUCUCGGAACACGGUUUGCCGACGACGAGGAGCCGGCCCCCUACCUCGGCACCUUUGCUGCAAUGCUCGCCCGCCAGCUUCCAGUGCUCGAAUGCCUCACCCUGUGCAACGUCUCGUGGCAAGUAGGAUCGAUGCACCCUAGGUGCAUCAGCUACCUGGCCGCGUUUCAUAGCAUAACGCGCCUCGAGCUGUUGAGGAUGAGCUUCCAGUCGGUCUCCCAGCUUGCUCGUUUGCUGUCGGCCCUACCGAGCAUCCGCGCUGUCAGCUGCCAAACCGUGUCCUGCAAUGAAGUGGGGAUUCCGCUACCGUUUCCCCAAGUAGCGCUGAAUAGGAGCUUGCGCGAGGUAGCGGUGGAAUGGACCGCGCAUCCGAUUGUCUUUUUCUUGGCCUACCUUGGGACGGUGGCUCCGGUGGAGAGCUUGACGAUAACAUUCGUGGGUCCGACCUUCGUCACACCGAGUGGGUUGGGGUGGCCUUGUCAACGGCUCCUCGACGCGUACGCCGGAUCGCUGAAGAAACUAAAGUACCUGCUGGAUCCUGAUACGACCCGGCACGGUGCCGUCCCGGGAGCUCAAACACUCCCCUCACAUUUGGACCUGUCCCACCUGACCAAGCUGUCAACAAUUGUCAUUGGCCAUCUGUUUCCGAGCACGGUCGACUAUUGCUGGAUACCCUCGCUUCUUUCGAAGGUAACAUCUCCAGUCAUGGCCAGAGUGCACAUCAUCUUGAGACCCAGGGUCGACAACAUCAAUGGAUUCAUGGGAGGUCUGUUGGACAGCAUGGAAUACGGCCGUGCUCUUCGGCUUAUCGACAGUGUCCUAUCCCGAGAGCAGUAUGCUAGGAUACCGAAGCAGGGUGUUGUCUUCGAAAUCAAAGUACCGGACACUAUGCGUGCAGAGAUGAAAGACGCCAUGGCACUACGCGGUAACUGGGAGCAAUUUGUGAAGUGGAAAAUGCCACGAUCUGAUAGUCGUGGGAUUGUGCAUUGUAUUGAGUACGUCUCCCCAUCUCUUUGAAUGUGCGAUGUUCAGUAGCAGCCAAAUUCUGACUUAUCUUUAGGACGCCGGUGCUGAGCU